AUGUGCCUCUGUCGUCUGCUCACGCUGCUGACGGCUUCCGUUUUUAACCUAGGCCUGUGUAUGGCUUCCAAAUACUGCUGCCUCCACCGCCACCCUGCGCCAUGUGCCUCUGUCGUCUGCUCACGCUGCUGACGGCUUCCGCUUUUUAAACUAGUCCUGUGUAUGUCUUCCGAAUACUGCUGCCUCCACCGCCACCCUGCGCCAUGUGCCACUUUCGGGUCUCCUCACACUGCUGCCAGGUCCAGAGUGUGUCAUGGGUCCCUGUACGGCCUCCCAUUGCUGCUGACUUCAUCGCCAGACUCUGCCAUGUGCCACUUUCAGGUCUCCUUACACUGUUGGUGGGUUCCAUUUUGUGAUAGGGUGCUG
Staurois parvus is the source of this 366-nucleotide messenger RNA. The record is from the annotation of a GenBank genome assembly. NCBI's taxonomy places the organism in Eukaryota, Metazoa, Chordata, Amphibia, Anura, Ranidae.